Zootoca vivipara (common lizard) is the source of this 776-nucleotide messenger RNA. RefSeq names its product cystatin C (gene CST3). Gene Ontology annotation, cellular component: vesicle; cytoplasm. Lineage: Eukaryota; Metazoa; Chordata; Lepidosauria; Squamata; Lacertidae. Gene Ontology annotation, molecular function: cysteine-type endopeptidase inhibitor activity. The record is from RefSeq and is a predicted model, not a curated record.
CGCCCGAGCCGCGAGUUCCAGCGCAGCGGGAAGGAGAGCAGCGUCGUCGAGCAUCGGAGCUGCGGAGACCAGCGAGCGAGCGAGCGAGCGAUGGCUUCGUUGCGGUGGCUGGUGGUGUGCAGCGCCCUCUUGCUCAGCGCGGCGCCUGGCACGGGCCAGCGCUUGUUGGGGGGCCUGCAGGACGCGUCCGUGGACGAGGAAGGGGUGCGGCGGGCGCUGCACUUCGCCAUGAACGAGUACAACCGAGCCAGCAACGACAAGUACGCCAGCCGCGUGUCAGAGGUCGUCCGGGUCAGGAAGCAAAUUGUCUCCGGAGUCAAUUAUUUUUUCGAUGUUAAAGUUGGGCGAACAACUUGUCCGAAGUCAGUAGCCGAUGUUGAGAACUGUGCGUUCCAUGAAGCACCAGAGCUGGCAAAGCACGUGACUUGCAGCUUUCAGGUGUAUUCUGUUCCUUGGACAAACCACAUCAGCCUGAAGAGAAACAAUUGCACCUAAACACCUGUUUGCUUCAUCAUAGCUGUUCUCCAGAUUCCAGAAGAGCAAUAAUCCAGUUGUGUUCUCAAGCAAAUGUUACUAACUCAGAAAUUCUGACAUAUACUUACAGGAUGCAAGCAAAUCGUGUACUUUUCCUUUUAAAUGUAUUUUCUGAACUUUUCUUUGUGAUUCAUCACUAGGUUUGUAAUCAGUGUUUUCAUGCUGGAUUAGUAUGAAAAAUAAAAACAUACCUUGUCAGAGACCAUGUAUAUUCAUUGCUAAGAAUAAAGUACCAUCAUUCA